ACUAUUCCUGCUCGUAUGGAGCACGCAGUCCAUCAAGGGAGACAUGUGGAAGAAGUAGAUUUUAGUGGAGUAAAUAAGGACUCCGGCAACUCCAGUCAGCCCUCGGUCCGUUGGGGCACGCGGCGCGGGAAGCGGAACCUAAGUACCAAAGAGUCGGGCUUCCGGGGUAGCGGGCCCGCAAGUGCGGCGCACCUUCAAGAUGGCGGCAGGCCUGAGGAAACGCGGCCGGGCAGGUCCCGCAGCUCGGGCGGUGGGACUGUGCGGGCAGUGGCUGCGGCGCGCCUGGCAAGAGCGGCGCCUACUGCUGCUGGAACCGCGCUACACGCUGAAGGUGGCCGCCUGCCUCUGCCUGGCGGAGAUACAGAGAUUGAUUGGAAAGCCUACAUGGCUGAGGUGGAGGGCGUCAUCAAUGGCACCUAUGACUAUACUCAACUGCGGGGUGACACUGGACCUCUUGUGUACCCAGCCGGCUUUGUGUACAUCUUUAUGGGGCUAUACUAUGCCACUGGCCGGGGCACUGACAUCCGCAUGGCCCAGCACAUCUUCGCUGUGCUCUACCUGGCCACUUUGCUGCUUGUCUUCUUGAUUUACCACCAGACCUGCAAGGUACCUCCCUUCGUCUUUUUCUUCAUGUGCUGUGCCUCUUACCGUGUCCACUCCAUCUUUGUGCUGCGGCUCUUCAACGAUCCAGUGGCCAUGGUGCUGCUCUUCCUCAGUAUCAACCUCCUGCUGGCCCAGCGCUGGAGCUGGGGCUGCUGCUGUUUCAGCCUGGCAGUCUCUGUGAAGAUGAAUGUGCUGCUCUUCGCCCCUGGGUUACUAUUCCUUCUCCUCAGGCAAUUUGGCCUCCGUGGGGCCCUCCCCAAGCUGGGCAUCUGUGCUGUCCUUCAGGUGGUGCUGGGUCUACCCUUCCUGCUGGAGAACCCCGUCGGCUAUGUAUCCCGCUCCUUUGACCUUGGCCGCCAGUUUCUCUUCCGCUGGACAGUGAACUGGCGCUUCCUCCCCGAGGCCCUCUUCCUGCAUCGUGCCUUCCACCUGGCACUUUUGACUGCCCACCUCACCCUGCUCUUGCUCUUUGCCCUCUGCAGGUGGCACAGUGGCUUCUCCCCAGGACAGGGGAAAGUAUCCUGUCACUGCUGAAGGAUCCCUCCAAAAGGAAGUUUCCACUCCAGCCCCUCACACCCAACCAUAUCCUUUAAAUCAUGGGAAGGUAAGUUUUGCCCUCUCCAGCUGAAGUUGGGGUCCUUGUCAACUAGCCCUGCAUGGCUGGUGACCUGGGAGAGGGAAAAGGAGAUAGCAGUAAUAGCUACAGGGCCCAUUCAUAGAGCUCUUACCAAUACUGUGCUGAGCACUUUACAUAUUUAAGCAUUUUUUAUUCUUUAUUCUAAAUAUUAUUGAGUUACCAUUAUGAGUGCUCACUCUCUGCCUGGUGCUGCCCUAAGAGGUUUACAUACAUUCUAACAUUUAAAGCUCACAAGAGACUCUGUUUUAUCCUCACUUUACAGAUUUUAAAGAUGGGAAAAUUAGGGCUUUAAGAAGUUAAGUAAUUUGCCAAGGUCACAUAGCUAGUAAGUGAUGACUCGUUAGGCGUUAGGGCUCUAGAUAUUACUGCCUCCACAUCAGACUGAGGAAUAGGUCCAGAGAGGUUAAGAAACUUGCCCAAAGGUAUGCAUCUAGGAACAGCAGAGCCAAGGGGCUAUCUGACCCCAAAACUUUUGUCCCUCUGCUUUGAAACCUCCCUACCCCUUCUGCUCCUGCCCUUGGCCUUGACCACUGUAUACAGAUUGUUUCUGCCCUCUUCACCUCCAACUUCAUUGGCAUCUGCUUCAGCCGCUCCCUUCACUACCAGUUCUACGUCUGGUAUUUCCACACACUGCCCUACCUCCUGUGGGCCAC
Aethalodelphis obliquidens (Pacific white-sided dolphin) is the source of this 1893-nucleotide messenger RNA. It is a transcript of the gene ALG3, whose product is annotated as ALG3 alpha-1,3- mannosyltransferase. The record is from RefSeq and is a predicted model, not a curated record. Gene Ontology annotation, molecular function: dol-P-Man:Man(5)GlcNAc(2)-PP-Dol alpha-1,3-mannosyltransferase activity. The transcript has 7 exons. Gene Ontology annotation, cellular component: endoplasmic reticulum. Lineage: Eukaryota; Metazoa; Chordata; Mammalia; Artiodactyla; Delphinidae. The coding region runs from base 16 to 1137 and encodes 373 amino acids.